GGUAACUCAAUUAGCUGUCAGCGAGCAUUUCUGGACUGAUCCACAUGCUUCAGCCUCGCUGCCACGCGCGUGCUUGUCUGCAGAUGUUUCCAGCAACUUCUCUAUAUUCACCGACCGUGGAUUUGAAGCGGAAGGUUCACGCCUACUACACGGCGGUGAGCUCCUGCAUUAUGCUGCCAGGGCAAGCGCGUUUCCUUCUCGUGUUUACGCUCGCGGGGCCCCUCAACAUUUCUCUUCUGUGCGGCAGCGCUAUGGCAGGAAGCCCCCUCCUCUUUGACCCCAACAGUGUCUGUCGGAGGACCACGCACCCCAGCAGGCUCUACGCCAAGCUGUGCCAGACCCAGCCUGAGAUCGUCCAAGCAGUGGCAAGAGGUGCCCGGCUGGGCACACGUGAAUGCCAGCACCAGUUCCGCCACCAACGGUGGAACUGCACAAGCCACAGCAAGAGUGUGGGCAAGCUCCUCCAGCAAGAUAUUCGUGAGACAGCAUUUGUUAACAGCAUCAUAGCUGCAGGAGUGCUGCAUGCAGUAACCCAGGCCUGCAGCCAAGGGGAGCUGCUGCAGUGUGGCUGUAUGACCCUGGAGCAGGAGCAGCGCUGGGAGUGGGGGGGUUGCGGAGAUGACGUUGACUUCGGCCAUGACGUGUCCCGCCACUUCAUGGACAGCAGGAGGCGGAAGGGCAAACGCGAUAUCAGGACCCUGAUCGACCUUCACAACCAGGAAGCAGGACGGCUGGCUGUGAAGGCUCACAUUUGGACUGAAUGUAAAUGUCACGGCUUGUCCGGCUCCUGCACCCUGCGCAGCUGCUGGAACAAGAUGCCCCUCUUCCGCCAUGUUGGCGAUCACCUCAUGCAUGGCUUCCACGCAGCUGUCCGCGUGAUGGGCAGCAAUGACGGCAAAUCCCUCGUCUCCCUGGACCCUGAUGUCCCGCCCCUGGACACCCACAGCCUCGUCUACUCGGAUGAAUCCCCGGACUUCUGUGUGGCCGAUCGCAUGAUGGGUUCGGAGGGCACCCGGGGGCGUGUGUGUAACAGCACGGAGGUGGGGCCAGGAUCCUGCCACUGGCUGUGCUGUAGCAGGGGACACGUGGAUCAGACUCUAGUGUACGAGGAGAACUGCCACUGCCAGUUUCAGUGGUGCUGUGUGGUGGAGUGUGAGAGGUGCACUGUGCGAAAAGAUGUCAGCAUCUGCAUUUAGACUGUCCAGCACCUCUAGCCAACCUGCCUCUACAGUUUGCAUUAAUCAGUGCAAUAAAAUAUUGGUUAACACAAUAGAAUCACGUACCACUGCUAUGACCUUCCAGAGCACUAUGGAUCUUAAUAUUGCUAAGUUAGCAGUAGUAGCUUUUAUUUAUUCUCUGGCUACUACUAUUAUUACAAAUAUGCAAUACUGCCAUCUGCUGGUCCAGGACUGUAUUUAUGUGAAAAUAACAAAAUGUUUUGUAGAAACUUUUUCUGUCUAUAGUUAUGUUCAAAAAGAAAACAUUUUUAAAAACACAUCUGGAAAAAUAUGAAUAUUGUGUAAAUGAUAAGACAAUUAGUUAUUUUGUGUAUUAUAACACUAAUUGGAUUUUACUGACAAAAGGGAAAUAAGAAAAUAAUGGCACAGCAAGUUCUUUUAACAGUUUGGUUUAUGAAAGCUUUUGGUAGAACAGUCUGAAGCACAAAUUGCUGAAGCACAAAUUGACAGCUACCAGUUUUUUUGGAGAUGAAUGAAUCAAUGUUUGUUCAGAUCGCACUCUCCAUGGUACUGAAUCAGUGAUUUUUCAUAUGCUAGGCUAUGACAUCAGAUUCAGAUCAACAGAUACCAGACUCUUCACGACCUAUGCAAGGUGUCCUAGACGAACAUGAAUGAGCAGUGAAUAAUGUUCCCUUGACUAAAGCUGAAAACAUCAUGUACUGGUACAGAAAAGCUAAAUAUAGGACAGUGGACGCCUGUCCUUACCAGCCGGUUAAAGUGACUGGUACAAGCUGCGCACUAGGUGGAGUAAUUGUACGACUUUGUAAUUCCUGGCACUUGUCUACGUUCAGAGAGAGGAAGGGGAGAAUAGCGGUACAUCUGCACCUGGGCUAGUAGCAGGUAACUUAAUUAAAGUGGCACGAUUUAUCACUGCACCUUGUUUAAUUAAAUGGGUGUGUUGAAUGAAGUGUUGACUUGUUUACUUUUCUGUUUUACACAUUUUCCUCUAGAUUUUAA
Messenger RNA from Electrophorus electricus (electric eel), 2195 nucleotides. It is a transcript of the gene wnt6a, whose product is annotated as wingless-type MMTV integration site family, member 6a. Gene Ontology annotation, cellular component: extracellular region. The record is from RefSeq and is a predicted model, not a curated record. Gene Ontology annotation, biological process: cell fate commitment; neuron differentiation; multicellular organism development. NCBI's taxonomy places the organism in Eukaryota, Metazoa, Chordata, Actinopteri, Gymnotiformes, Gymnotidae. Gene Ontology annotation, molecular function: cytokine activity; frizzled binding.